Molecule: messenger RNA, 780 nt
Organism: Aspergillus niger
Lineage: Eukaryota; Fungi; Ascomycota; Eurotiomycetes; Eurotiales; Aspergillaceae
Exons: 2
Coding region: 1-780 (259 amino acids)
Source: RefSeq, a predicted model, not a curated record
AUGUCCCCCAGCAUAACCUCACCACGUCCCUCCACCCCCGAAACCCAACACCAACAGCUUAAACCACCACCAUCCACCAACAUCCUCCUCAACCACCACUCUCUCCUAACCACCACUCCGGAAGCCUUCAAAUUCCACGCCGCCGCCUCCCUCCAACUCCGCCUCAACCCAACAAUCCCCAAUAAUCCAUCCAUAAUACCGCCAUCAGACACCAACCUCAUUAUUUCCCCCUACAACACCCCCCAUCACCUUCUUGACCUCCAGACCCUCGACCCAGCCACCCAACUCCUCGCCAAAGCCCUGACCCUAUUCCACCCCAUCCGCCCCGACUACGCCACCGCGCCCUACACCGAGUCCUUCAACUGGGACAGUGUCUUUGCGUUCCUGCGAAAUCAGGCGAAAAGUGAAGGGUAUACUUGGGGUAGGAGGCACGAAAAUAUAUUCUAUGUGGUGGUGUUUCGGUCGACAUUGAAGGCCGAUGCAGAUGGGGAGAAGUUGCAUGUGUUGGAUGAGAUGUCGUUACGAGAGGCGGUGGCGGGGGGUGGGUUGCUGAAGUAUUGGUUUGGGAAUGUAGAUGGGGAGAGGAGGGGGUUGGCUACUUGUGUAUGGCGCAGUCGAGAAGAUGCCAGGAAAGGAGGGUUGGGACCGUGGCAUCGACGAGCACGUGGGGCGGCGAGGGAAAUGUAUGAACGAAUUGAGUUUACGACGUUGAAGUUAGUGGUGGGGGAGGAUGAGGAAGGGAAUUGGGGAUGGGAGUUUGGGGAGUGGGUGGAUGAAUAA